AUGUCAACCGGCAGCGGUACUGGUGCUCCGCCUCCUAGCGGUUUGGUAAGAAGUAGUGCACUGUCGUUUGUGGCGCCUGCGCAACUCCCUACAACAGCUGACGGUGUACCAGGAAACUCACAGGAUAUGGACAGGGAACAAAUAAAUCAAACUGAUCGUCUGGUCCCAGCUGGUCUAAAAGCUCUGUGUGAGACUUGUUCUAGACUAUACCCAGACCAGCCUAAUCCUCUGCAGGUUACUACACGCCUUAAAUAUUGGUUAGGAGGACACGACCCUUUGGACUACAUCAGUAUGUACUGGAACCCUGGAAAACCCGAGGAGAAUAUAUUGCCUCACUGGCAUUAUGUGAGUUUUGGUCUAUCAGACCUUCACGGCGAUGGUCGAGUCCACCCGCCUCCGGACCCAAGCCCUGGAGCUCCCUCUGGUUAUGGGUUCGAGCUGACGUUUCGUCUGUCAGCGGAAGGAGUGACCCAACCUCCUCUGUGGCCGGCGGCUUUGCUUCAAGCGUUGGCUAGAUACGUUUUUACUACUGGUAACAAGUUAUGCGCUGGUGAUCACAUUUCAUGGCACCGCGCACUGGACGGUGGCGCGGGAAGAUUGAGGCAUCUGCUGGUGGCUGCUGAUCCUCAGCUCAGAGACACCAACACAGCCCAUGGGUCUGUAAGCUUUCUACAGAUGGUGGGAUGCACCGGUAGAGAGUUGAAGGCAGCUCAGAGAGGGUCAGGAUUCGAAGUGUUGAAGCUCAUCAGCGAGGAUACUAAUUGUGGCGGGUCGUGGCUUGUGUCGCGCGUGAACCGCCGCACGUCGGCGCGCGCCGUGCGCCUGCGCCGCCCCCCGCCCCCCGCGCCCCCCGCACAGCUCGCCGGAGUCUCCGCCCGCCUGCGCUGGCAGCCCUGGGGGGAGCCUCCAGACGAGCAGCCAGCCUCCCCCUCAAAUCUUCCUCCCAGCGUAGAACAGCAGAUUAAGGAAACCUUACAACGUGGGCUGAACACAAUGACAGCUGACAGGAGUGGGCCUGAAGGUCAUAUGUCAACGGACAGCUUUGAGAUGUCAAGUAUGGAGCGAGCCCUGCCACAGAUACCUGAAGUAAUGCAGGGUUCAUGGCGAGGUGAGCCGAUGGUGGAAUACUUGGAUGGAGUGCACAUAGUGCUGAAUGCGGAAGGAGCCAGCCUGUUACCUCUCGCCAUUGACGGUCGCGUGUCCCACGGCAGCCACUUCACGUGGCGCGAGUGCGGUCGCGCCGUGACGCUGCUGCCGCCCGCCGUGGGGGGCGCUGCCGCCACUCCCUCCAGACCCUACGCGGCGCAGGGCAGCUGGCUACAGGUGAUAAUACCAAAAGAAUUAGCUGCUGACAUGUCAGCACAAGUGGCGUCUCUAGCGCGUCUCGCCGACACAGACUCCGAGCCGGACAGUGAAGAAGAAACCGAACAAAAAGACCCACCAACCCUGCCUACCACCUUCACAUGGCCUAAGCACAGAUUGAAGAUUACCGUGCUUAGCGAUAGCGAAUUUUUGUAA
Molecule: messenger RNA, 1518 nt
Organism: Arctia plantaginis
Lineage: Eukaryota; Metazoa; Arthropoda; Insecta; Lepidoptera; Erebidae
Source: the annotation of a GenBank genome assembly